AUGAAAUGGGACGGCAUGAGACGGGACGGCAUGACAUGGAGUGUUGAGAUUACCAGAACACUACAGAGGGCUGCUGUUGUGUGUGUGAUCAUCCUGCCGAUAUUAUAUUUGGUGAUAGUCUAUUACCGUCCCGAAGAGCUAAGACGAGAGGUUCCCACCAUACAAAAGAGCCGCCCCCUACCCCACAAUUCCAGCUUGUCACCCCAGAGUCAUCUUCCCCCACCUGGUCCAUGCACCUGUCCUGGCGGCUCAGUGCUGCUCAAAGAUCACAUCCCCAAGGAUCAGUAUGAGAAGGUGGCCAAACGCCGAGCGAAGGAGCUCCAACAACACAAAGCCAGGACUACAUCUGUAUUAUCGAGACUGCUGAUUGCUUUGCCAAACUCUCCUCUGCAGUAUCCUAUCCAGGGUUUUACAGUACGGCCUUUGACCACCACUCCCAUACCAGGUUUAGCACUGCAUGCGGAACAAAGAAGCAGCUACAAGGUGUCGUUGAAUGUGUCCAAAGGGGUCCUGACUAUGGAGAAUCUAGCUGAAGGUGUGAAGGUCCAAGGUGGUGGUGGGACCAGACUGAUUAUGGAGUCUAGCAGCCUGGUGAUCCUCAACGAUGCACUGGCUAAAGUGAUCUACACCAGCACUAUCUACCAUAUACACACUGGAGACCUCGCAUCCUUCCAGUUUGAAAACCAUGAAGCUGUGUUUCCCAUUACCAUCAAACAGCCUCAGCUGCCAGUGCUGCACGACAUGGGGACAGAUAUCAACUCUCACGUCACCAUCGCCACAAAGACAUUUCUGCGCUACCCGCAACUCAAGGUGUUGUUGAGUAGCAUCCGGAGUUUCUAUAGCAACAUAGAAGUCAUCAUUGCAGAUGACAGCUUUGAACCAGAGCACAUUACUGGAGAACACAUCCGGCAGUACUUCAUGCCUCCAGCACAGGGCUGGUUUGCUGGCAGGAAUCUGGCUGUCUCCCAGGUAACCACCAAGUACUUCCUGUGGGUGGACGAUGACUUUUUGUUCACGGAGAACACAAAGAUAGAGAAGCUGGUGGAGGUGAUGGAGGCGAUCCCAGAACUGGACGUGCUAGGUGGGACAGUACAAGGGAACCAGUUUUAUUUCUCUCUUCUCUAUGAGGAAGGAGAGGAAACGGAAGGAGGCUGCCUGUACAGGAAGUCUCAAGGGAAGUUCCAAUCACUUCCUGGUUACCCAAAAUGCUUUCUGGCCAGUGGGGUGGUCAACUUCUUCCUGGCUCGCACAGAUGCCAUCCAGAGGGUGGGAUUUGACCCUAAGCUCCAAAGGGUAGCGCACUCAGAGUUCUUUAUGGAUGGCCUGGGCUCGUUGCUGGUCGCCACGUGUGACCAUGUGUCCAUUGACCAUCAGCCCAAAACAGGCAACAACAAGGACAAUGGUCGCUACGCCAGUUUUAGAAACCCUGGAAACAAUGACGUGGAGUUCAAACUGCAGCUUCACUUUUUCAAAAACCACCUAAAGUGUAUCAAAUAUGGAUAGAACACUACAAGAGGACAUUGGGUUACAUAUUUCCCUGCAGUUCAAAUAAAAAAGUAUAAAAGUUCUGAUUCUGAAUGGCAAAACCAGGUCUGAACAGUCUCUAAGUCUCCCUAUUUAUGAAUCUCCUUACAAUGUUGCCCCCUCUGGGAUAGAGAGAGACUCUUUAAAUACCAAUAAACCAGAGAAUUGGUGCUUAAAGUUAAAUGCAGGGCCUAUAUGAAUGCAAUUUUAAGUUAAGUUUUUAAUUAGAAAUCUUUUUUUUCCUCUCUUUAUUUUCCAAAAUGUC
Molecule: messenger RNA, 1789 nt
Organism: Perca flavescens (yellow perch)
Lineage: Eukaryota; Metazoa; Chordata; Actinopteri; Perciformes; Percidae
Product: beta-1,4 N-acetylgalactosaminyltransferase 2
Exons: 12
Coding region: 1-1503 (500 amino acids)
Biological process (GO): UDP-N-acetylgalactosamine metabolic process; UDP-N-acetylglucosamine metabolic process
Cellular component (GO): Golgi membrane
Molecular function (GO): acetylgalactosaminyltransferase activity
Source: RefSeq, a predicted model, not a curated record